Molecule: messenger RNA, 1669 nt
Organism: Nothobranchius furzeri (turquoise killifish)
Lineage: Eukaryota; Metazoa; Chordata; Actinopteri; Cyprinodontiformes; Nothobranchiidae
Gene: nudt12
Product: nudix (nucleoside diphosphate linked moiety X)-type motif 12
Biological process (GO): NADP+ catabolic process; NAD+ catabolic process
Cellular component (GO): cytosol; peroxisome
Molecular function (GO): protein binding; NADH pyrophosphatase activity; metal ion binding
Source: RefSeq, a predicted model, not a curated record
UGAGUGGGCAGCAAGUUAAGGCAGCACAGUUCCGGUGUGUGUUUGCGUUUUGCGUUGUCCUUGAACGCAACUCGUCACCGUUCCAGCCUUUGGACCCAGGAGUCAAACAGAUGACGAGUCUUCAGAUAAGUGCGGAGGAGGAAAUGGUGGAGAAAUUUUUAGACGCUGCAGCACGAGGCGAUCUGAGCCAGGUGUCCGCCCUCCUGUCUCACACCCCUUCGCUCAUCAACCAGACAGGAUACAGCGGCUGGACAGCACUGAUGCUUGCAGCUCGCAACGGACACCACCAGGUGGUGGAGAGGCUUCUGUCCCUCGGCUGCGACAAGUUUUCUGCGAACAGCUCGUCUCAAACCGCCUACGAUGUCGCCAAGUUCUGGGGCCACCGACACAUCGCCGACCUUCUGAGCCGCUCGGACGACCAGUGCCAGCGAGUCCUGCCAGCUGCCGACCUCGUGCCGCAGGAGAACUACUUCAGCAGGGAGACGCUGGACCGGCUGAGUGCAAAGAGGACAGACGAGGUCUGGCUGGAGGCCAAACGAAGCGACCCAGAUUCUGUCUACCUCCUGUUCUCCAACCUCAGCCCCAUGAUCAGCACGCCCGAGGAGGACGGCAAACAGAUGGACGCCAAGCUGUGUCGGUUCCGGUAUGAAGCGGUGAAAGACCUCCUGCAGAAACCGUCCACUGUGCUCAUCUUCCUCGGAGCGGAGAGAAAGAAGACUCCCGGCUCUUCCUCCUCCUCCGGGACAGAAGAGGGUAGCCGCGAGCCUCCGGUUUGGUUUGCCAUCAACACCGAUGAAGAUCCAGCGGAGCUCCUGAAACGCUGCAGGGAAAAGAGCCGCUCAUUCCCGAAGACUCCGAACAGAGACCUGCUGAAGUUCAGCGAGGACGAGGCAGGCGUGGUGGCUCAGGCCCGAUCGGUGCUGGCGUGGCACAGCCGCUACAGUUUCUGCUCCACGUGUGGCAGCGGCACCCGGCUGGAGGAGGGGGGGUACAAGAGGAGCUGCCUUAACUCCCAGUGCAGGAGCCUGCAGGGGGUCCACAACACCUGCUACCCACGAGUCGACCCGGUGGUUAUCAUGCUGGCGGUCCACCCAGAUGGAAACCAGUGCUUACUGGGAAGAAAGAAGGUCUUUCCUGCUGGGAUGUUCUCCUGUUUAGCAGGAUUUGUGGAGCCAGGGGAGACGGUGGAGGAGGCGGUAAGGAGGGAGGUGGAGGAGGAGAGCGGUGUGAAGGUGGGUCCGGUUCAGUACGUCUCCUGUCAGCCCUGGCCCAUGCCCUCCAACCUCAUGAUCGGCUGCCUCGCCGUCGCCAUCUCCACCCACAUCAAGGUGGAUGAGAAUGAGAUCGAAGAGGCUCGGUGGUUUCCACGGCAACAGGUGAUCGAGUCCUUGUUGAGAGGAGCCAGCCAGGCCCUCGUCCUGCCCCCCAGACAGACCAUCGCCCACCAGCUGAUCAGACACUGGAUCAGCGUGAACUCCAACCUCUAAGCAGACGUGAUGGACUUCAGAUCAGACCUUUAAAUUGUUUUGAUUUACUUUUAAAUGACUCACACUCAAAGAUCAGAUCACAGAAGAAGAAACUGUUAUAAUAGAAAUGCUUUAAUAAUCCCAGAGGGAAACUGAUUGCUGUAGUAGCUCAGAAUAAUAAUAAUAAUAAUCAAGUCAUCAAA